Pochonia chlamydosporia 170 is the source of this 186-nucleotide messenger RNA. RefSeq lists its product as hypothetical. Bases 1 to 186 code for a protein of 61 amino acids. The transcript has a single exon. Lineage: Eukaryota; Fungi; Ascomycota; Sordariomycetes; Hypocreales; Clavicipitaceae. The record is from RefSeq and is a predicted model, not a curated record.
AUGAAGACGGCGUUAAGGGAAAACGAGCAUAGAAGGGCUACUUCGCCUUUUGGGGGACAAAAGGUCUGGUACAACAAAGGGAUGGCAUGCGCUGAUAUUGCCUUGCGAGGCGUCGGGCCAUUUGUGGCCACAGUGAGACCAGAGACAUUUGAUGUAUUUACCUUACUGGUUGGGGGUCCAUUCUAG